AUGCCUGCCGACAGGCUGCUCAACACGGUGCUGCAGUACUACCAGGACGUCCACGAUGGCCCCAAGACGGACCAGAUCAUCGGCGCCACCACGCACCUCCUGACGCACUUGUCCAACCCGCUCAACCUCGGCGUCCUCACGUCGCAGCUGCUCGCCGCGCCUGCCAUAUGGCACCGUCAGGAUGGCCCGCGCACGGCGAUGCGCAUCAUCGGCAUCUAUCACACUGCGGCGGUGCGCGUGCACGAGAUGGAAACCGAGGAGCGCGACAAGCACCUGCCCACACCGGCACUCCCUCUGCUGCAGCAGAGAGAAGGCGGCGGCGGAGGCCUGCGAUGCGAUGAAUGGACCCGCGCCGUCGUCAAGGGCGCCGACGACCGCUCCAGGAGGUGGCAGCACCUGCUCGUCCUGACGGGCGUGCUGAUGGGCAUGGAGGGCAGCGACCGACGCGCCCUAUCGCGAGGGCUUCGUAACACCCUUGAGCAAGCCGUCGUCACCGCCGCCAACCUCGCUCUCGAGCACAAUGUCGAGGACGGCCUCCUGGCCGCUGCGUCCAUCGUCACGGCCCUCAACUUCGCGUUCCCCCUGCUCUCCGACCAUUACAAGACGCAAAUCAACUGCAGCGCCUUGCUGCCCAUGACAAUAUGGGCCAUCACGGGCGAGGAGGGCUUCUGCGACGGCGAAUUCCUCAAGGCUGUCGCCCGGGACACUGCCGUCAACGCGGCGCAUGCCCUGCACUGGCCGGCCAACGCUCCGUCGAGCCAGCUCCUGCAGGACAUGGACAAGCAGCCGCUCAUGGCCAACAUGGGGCCGCUUUCCAAGCUAGCGGGCUUCGCGGUAGAGCAUGCGCACGACACGGCGGCCGUGCUACACGCACAGGAUGCUCUUGUGGUGUUCACCCAAAGGGUCCUCGACAACUGGCAAAAGACGGCUUUGAGCAGCGUCGACCCUUCCUUCGAGGACACAUACCUCACGCCGGAGACGCGGCAGCGCACCUGGCCCAUGCUGUGGCAAACGCUCCGCAAGCUCCUUUUUGGCGCCGUGGCCGUCCUUCAGACCAUGGUCUCCCGCAGUUUGCUGGAUCCCAAAAUGCUCGCCCACGGCAUGGGGCCGAGCAUCGCCGCCAAGUCGCUCCACAUCCUCCGGAACCUCAGCUUCAUCUCGUCCCGCCAAGGCAACAGCUCCUUUCAAGUCUAUACCUUUUCCUACCUCACGUCCAUCGACGUACUCACCAGAGAUCCCGUCGUCUGUGACGGUUUCCUGAGAGAGCUGCGGCCGGCGGACGUGGCUCCAAUACCCAUGACGCAUCUCCAGAGGACUCUGGAUCUCUUCUACCUCAACAUCGCCGAGCACCUGCCGCUCACGCUGUCCGUGGACUCGUGCGAGAACCUCAUCGUCAAGCCAGCAAUGACGUAUCUGUCCCACGACGGUCCCAUGUCGCCGUCCAUGAUCGAGUUGUUUGAGUCAGCACACAGCGCUAUACUCUCAGUCCUUUCGUGUCCCCAGCACAGCCCCCUCACCAUCAAGCUCACGCCCUUUUACAUUGUAAAACUCUUCGAAUCCUUUCCGCACCAAAUCUCUCCCCGCCAGUUCCGGGUUGCCUUCAAGACCGUCAUGGAAAUCGUCUCGCCGCCUUUCCCCAUCGCGGCCAUGGAGCCGCAAUUAUCCGAGACGCUGCUCGAGAUGCUGCGGUCCAGCCUGCCGACUGCGUCCACGGCGCCCCUCCCGCCGACGCCGGACACGCUGUCGCGCAAUGGCGAGGCAGCAGAGGACGAGGCGCCGCUGUCGGCACAGAGCGCGCUGGUCAUGACGCUCAUCGACUCGCUACCGUUUCUGCCCCUGCCGCUGGUCGAGGAGUGGCUCGCCAUCACGGCACAGGCCAUGAACGAGAUCGCGGACCCGCGCCUUCGGACUCCCGUUAGGGACCGGUUCUGGGACGUGCUCGUCAACGGCGAGAUGGACGUGGAGCGGUCCACCAUUGGCGUGGCCUGGUGGGGGACCAAGGGCGGGAGGGAGCUGGUGCUGUUUGGUGCUCAGGGCGAGGCGCCAGCCAUGCCCAUGAUGAGCGGUGCGCUGUUGAGCGACGGUGACAAGUCGAGCCGGCUGUGA
Purpureocillium takamizusanense is the source of this 2106-nucleotide messenger RNA. RefSeq lists its product as uncharacterized. The transcript has a single exon. Lineage: Eukaryota; Fungi; Ascomycota; Sordariomycetes; Hypocreales; Ophiocordycipitaceae. The record is from RefSeq and is a predicted model, not a curated record. Bases 1 to 2106 code for a protein of 701 amino acids.